Trifolium pratense (red clover) is the source of this 681-nucleotide messenger RNA. RefSeq lists its product as uncharacterized. The transcript has a single exon. NCBI's taxonomy places the organism in Eukaryota, Viridiplantae, Streptophyta, Magnoliopsida, Fabales, Fabaceae. The record is from RefSeq and is a predicted model, not a curated record. The coding region runs from base 89 to 583 and encodes 164 amino acids.
AGCUUAAUUUAUCCAUAUAGUUAAUAAUACAAUAUUUCCAUUCCUUUGGUCACAAAAAAAAAAAAAAAAAACUCUUCCCUUUUUUGCAAUGGCUAGCAAUAGUACAAUGGUAGUGAACGAGCGAGCAGGGGCGGAAAUUGUCUAUGGUUCCGAAAACUGCUUCAACCAUUCCAUACAACUCUUAGAAGAGCUUGGAUUUCCAAAAGGUGUUCUUCCUUUGAAAGACCUUGUAGAAUGUGGAAGAGUUAGAGAAACUGGAUUUGUUUGGAUGAAGCAAAAAGCACCAAGUGAACAUUUUUUUGAAGGUACAAAGACUCUUGUGAGCUAUGGAAUUGAAGUAACUGCUUAUGUGGAGAAAUUCAAGAUGAAGAAAAUGAGUGGAAUUAAGAGUAAGCAAUUGUUUGUUUGGGUUCCUAUAAUUGAAAUGAGUAUUGAUGGUUUUAAUGGAAAGAAGAUAUUUUUUAAGACUCCUAUGGGGAUUGGUAAGUCAUUUCAUGCUACUUCAUUUAUGACUAUUGAGGAAAAGGAAAAGUAUGAGUUGUUGCAAUUGAAGGAUAAGGAGGUGGAGAUCAAAGAAAAUUAAUUGGUGACAUUGUAUGUGUUUGUUUUUAAUUCAAGUAUGUUAUUUGACAAUUUGGUUAUUAUGAAUAAUUAUGAAUAAUAUAGAUGAGCAUUAUGAGA